Molecule: messenger RNA, 1639 nt
Organism: Mastomys coucha (southern multimammate mouse)
Lineage: Eukaryota; Metazoa; Chordata; Mammalia; Rodentia; Muridae
Gene: Zc3h14
Product: zinc finger CCCH-type containing 14
Exons: 11
Coding region: 161-1639 (492 amino acids)
Biological process (GO): regulation of mRNA stability
Cellular component (GO): nucleus; cytoplasm
Molecular function (GO): poly(A) binding; metal ion binding
Source: RefSeq, a predicted model, not a curated record
GCUGCCUCCUACUUGCACGGGGGCGCCAGCAGGGGCGGGGACGCGCACGGCGGAGGCGGAGCGGCGGCGUCGGGGGGCAGGCUGCAGGGUGGCAGCCCGCGGCGGGCUCCAGGUGACCGAAGCGCCGCGCAGUGCUGACCCGGCCGCCUGCCGCCGAGCCAUGGAAAUCGGCACCGAGAUCAGCCGCAAGAUCCGGAGUGCCAUUAAGGGGAAAUUACAAGAAUUGGGAGCUUACGUGGAUGAAGAACUUCCUGAUUACAUUAUGGUGAUGGUGGCCAACAAGAAAAGUCAGGACCAAAUGACAGAGGACCUGUCCCUGUUUCUAGGGAACAACACAAUUCGAUUCACCGUAUGGCUCCAUGGUGUCUUAGAUAAACUUCGCUCUGUUACAACUGAGCCCUCUAGUCUAAAGUCUCCUGAUACCAGCAUCUUUGAUAGUAACGUGCCUUCAAACAAGAGCAGUUUUAGUCGGGGAGAUGAGAGAAGGCACGAAGCUGCUGUCCCUCCCCUUGCCGUUUCUAGCUCUAGACCUGAAAAAAGGGAAUCAAGGGUUUCUACAAGUUCACAGGAACAGAAAUCCACUAAUGUCAGACAUUCAUAUGAUGAUGGAGCUUCCACCCGGCUAAUGUCAACAGUGAAACCUCUGAGGGAGCCAGCACCCUCUGAAGAUGUGAUUGAUAUCAAGCCAGAACCAGAUGAUCUCAUUGAUGAAGACCUCAAUUUUGUGCAGGAGAAUCCCUUAUCUCAGAAAAAACCUACAGUGACACUUGCAUACGGUUCUUCUCGCCCUUCUAUUGAAAUUUAUCGACCACCUGCAAGUAGAAAUGCAGACACUGGUACUCACUUAAACAGGCUGCAACUUCAUCAGCAGCAAAGCAGUGCUCACACUGCCAAGCAGCUGGAUGUACAGAGCAGCCAGGCAUAUGAAGCAGGACGGUUGUGUGAACCAGAAGUGCUUAGCAGCAUAGAAGACACGUAUAGCCCCUUCUUUCGAAACAACUUGGAUAAAAUGAGUGUUGAGGACGAAAACUUUCGGAAGAGAAAGUUACCUGUGGUAAGUUCAGUUGUUAAAGUAAAAAGAUUUAGUCAUGAUGGAGAAGAGGAGGAAGAAGAUGAAGAUUAUGGGACCCGGAUAGGAAGCUUGUCCAGCAGCGUGUCAGUCCCAGCAAAGCCUGAGAGGAGACCUUCUCUUCCGCCUUCUAAACAAGCUAACAAGAAUCUAAUUUUGAAGGCUAUCUCUGAAGCUCAAGAGUCUGUAACAAAAACAACUAACUAUUCUGCAGUUCCACAGAAACAGACACUUCCAGUUGCUCCCAGAACUAGAACUUCUCAAGAAGAAUUGCUAGCAGAAAUGGUCCAGGGGCAAAACAGGGCCCCCAGAAUAAGUCCCCCUGUUAAAGAAGAGGAAGCAAAAGGAGAUAAUACAGAAAAAUUUCAAGGAACUCAACAGAGACAAUUGUUAUCCCGACUGCAAAUUGAUCCAGUAAUGGUAGAAACAAUGGAGAUGAGCCAAGCUGAGAUGACUGACCUGAGUGUGGCACAGAAACCAGAAAAACUUUUGGAGCGCUGCAAGUACUGGCCUGCUUGUAAAAAUGGGGAUGAGUGUGUAUACCAUCAUCCCAUUUCACCUUGCAAGUGA